AUGGCGCUGGACCCGAUGGCUGGCGGGAUCGCGCUGCGAAACCGGAAGUACCGCCUCAAGACCUACCGACAGUGCUUUGACGUGGACGAGUUUGUGGCGUGGGUGGUGGCCUACGGUCAGCGCGUGUUGGGUCGUCAGGUGACCCGCGAGGAGGCCAUCCGCACCGGAGAGCAGCUCCAUCGGGCGAGGGUCAUUGAACACGUGGUGGACAAGAACAAGCCGUUCCAGGAGGGAUUCUUCUUCUGGCGGUUCACGGAGCACUUCAUGCAACACACCCGGUUCCCGCCCAGCCCCUCGGAAUCGACCGAGGGCGGGCUGAACCUGUUCAUGCCGGCCAUGCCAGUCAAUUCCACCGAUCUGAACCGGUCCCAGUGGACGUCGGUACAAAAGUGGACCGUCGACGAGGAGUUGGAGGCCAAGAGCCGACGACCCAACAUCCUGCUGGGCUCACGUACCACCCUCGACACAGAGGAGACAAAAAACGAAAGCGAAGAGGCCACUUCGGACCAAAAGGCGGCGGAGCGAGAUGCGCUCUAUCUUUACGUGGAUUUGUCUUCGUCCGCCAGCGUGAAUGCCGAGCCGGUCAAUGAGACCAACACGAAGGCUGCGGAAGAAGAAGACGUGGUAAUCGACGGCGGGUACAGCGGAGUGAACGACGGGGAGCCUGAAGCCUCGAUUUAUUCAGCCGUCGAUGGCGCCCAGGCGCAACAAAAGAAGCCAAAGAAAGAAAAGAAGAAAACGAAGCCCGCAAAGCCUCAGCUGCGCGAUUUGGUGAACAGCGUCUACGUUGACGGUGGCUACGCUGGCACGGGGGAGGAUACGACGGAGACGGUGUACAGUGGUGAGUCGCGCGACAAGUGGGAAGAAGAGAACAAGGAAGCAGAGAGAACGAAUUCCAUCUACAGCACAAUGGACGGCGCGUCGGAUGACGAAGCUGUCGCCUAUGAAGACGACGAUGCGACCGACGCCACCGCCACCGCCACCGACGACGACCAGUCAGACUCGGAAGUCGACUCCGACGAUGAAUCUGACCACUCCAAAGCUACCAAGAAAAAAGUGGAGGGCACGACCGAGAUUCUGGAGCGGAACAAGGGAAAGGGCAUCGACUGGAACCAUCGGUUCCAAGACCUCUUGUCCAGAUUCGGGAAGGACGACACUGUGCCCGACGGCCUCUACUGCCUACAGAACGACUUCAUAUGCGCAGCGACCGCCUACGCGCGACUCAUCAUCAGCGAAAUCACCCUGCCGCCCAAGCUAAAGACCAUCAAGCCCGUGGGCAUCGGCGGAUUGGCCGGCGGCGAAAAGUACAUCAAGAACGGAAUCCUCUUCAAGUUCGCCCUCGACUCGCAGCUCAAGGUGGCUGAUACAAAGGGUGGGUGGGCGAACAAGUGGAUGUACGGCUGGGACGCUCCGUCGCACAAGAAUGCCGGAAAGGCAGCUGGGCGAGAGCUCAAUGGAAUCCAAGCGAUGUUCGUCACCUUCACGCCCAAGCUCAAUGACGGAGGUCGAACAGUGCACGCGGACAUUCCGGAGCUCAACGAUGCCAUGGCGCAGGCGUGUCAGUCGCUGGGCCUGUGCGGACACAAGGUCAAGGACAAGAUCCUCUACGGACCGGGCGACAUCGAGGCCCACCACGGCACCGACGGCCGAUACUACGUCCUUGAUUUUGCUCGAUUGCUGCCGCCGGAGAGUCCUCCCGAUGAUCCCGAGGAAAGGAAGUCGGACCUGCGCGGGGUGUUCUACAAACUGCUGCGACCGGAGCUCGUGUUCGCCUACAAACAAAAGCACAACAUCUACCUCUGCUCCGAUGCAUUCACCGCAUGGGGACAAUUUGACCCUCGCGCGCCUGAGAUGUGCCGCGAUGUGACGGUGGCCACGCGGUAUCUGCACAACACCGUCAUCCCCGACUUUGCCCGGCGCCUGUCGACCAGCAGCAAGUUCGCGGUCGAAUACUGCGACUUCAUCCGAUCGUCGUCAUCGUCGUCGUCAACGCCGUCGUCAUCACCGUCGGGCGGCAAGUCCACCGUGGACAGGGCCUACCAGGGCGCGCUGGAGCUCUUGGACAAGUUCAUUCUGGGCAUCACGUCCGACCUCCACGCCUCGGGCGGCAACAUUCGUCAUCUCGAGGAGCUGCGGCGGCUGUUGCUCUCCAUUUGCGUGGCCCGCAUCGCCAAGAACAACAUCCGCGAGCAGAUGAGGUCGGCAUCAUCGCACUUUGCCGCCCGCUCGACCGACGUGAUCACUAACACGCACACAGCGAUGACGAGCCAAUUGGAGGGUGGCACGCCAGCGGACGAGCCCUACAAGAAGAUCAUCUGCACCAACCUCAACCUCCUGCUGGGCGCGCAGGGCUUCGAAGACGCCGCGCACACCUACUGGACCCACGAAGUCAAGCGCGAACUCAAACAACAAUUCCGGGUUCUGCUGACCGACGAGGAGAUGCAGUCGACGUUCGACCUGCGACAGCACAUGGAGAUGAAGAUGUUCUUCCUCUACCUCAGCCGCAUCAUCGGCGUCGAGGUCGACGGCAAGGCCAUCAAGGGCCUCUGGAAGGGCCUCAGCUCCACCGUCGCCGGGGCGAAAACGUUCGUUUUCCUGCAGUCGGACAUCAUGGCCCUGCACCCGCGGGUCAAGAAGGCCUUCUUUGCCAACCUGGCGGCCGGCAUGCAGUGCCUUAAGGAGGCCAAGCAGGUGUCCGCAGCCGCGGCCGACGCUGACGUCAGCGACCCGAUCGCCCGGCAGACCGUGCUGCGCCAGCUGUCGCACGCCAAGAAGGUGCUGUUCGAGGCCCAGACCACGGUGCCGUCGUGCCCCUUCGUCAACCUGCACUGCGGCCUGGUCAUGGCCGAGAUCGCGCGUCUUAAGGCCGGCCCGCGGUGCGACUCGCUGUUCGACAGCGCCUACGAGCGCUUUCAGGCCUCGCUCGACAUCAAGCCCCUCGAGGCGGCCUACGACGCCUACGUGGCGGCCCUGCGGAGCCAUGCGGGGCUCAAGCGCCGUCUCGUGGGCGCGAGGGCGGAGGCGGAGGCGGCGCGCGAGCUCGAUGACAGGGCCGACAGGCUCGAGGCCGCCCGACUCGCUGAUGAACGGCUCGCCCUGCCAGGCAAGAGCUGCAUCUCAGGCUGA
Molecule: messenger RNA, 3126 nt
Organism: Acanthamoeba castellanii str. Neff
Lineage: Eukaryota; Discosea; Longamoebia; Acanthamoebidae
Product: domain found in dishevelled, egl10, and pleckstrin domain containing protein
Exons: 20
Coding region: 1-3126 (1041 amino acids)
Biological process (GO): intracellular distribution of mitochondria; intracellular signal transduction
Cellular component (GO): cytoplasm
Molecular function (GO): mRNA binding
Source: RefSeq, a predicted model, not a curated record